Oreochromis niloticus (Nile tilapia) is the source of this 1241-nucleotide messenger RNA. RefSeq names its product deleted in malignant brain tumors 1 protein. The record is from RefSeq and is a predicted model, not a curated record. The transcript is spliced from 3 exons. The coding region runs from base 235 to 660 and encodes 141 amino acids. NCBI's taxonomy places the organism in Eukaryota, Metazoa, Chordata, Actinopteri, Cichliformes, Cichlidae. Gene Ontology annotation, cellular component: membrane.
GUCAGCUGCAGAGUGGUUUUCAAAUAGCACCCUUUAAAUGAGAUUUGUCAUUUACAUACAUAAAGUAGUAUCAGCUAAGCCAUGAGCCAACAUGGCAGGCACUAAAAUGACCUGAUCUGUGCAUGACUGUGCCCUGUCUUAUCUAAUACAAUAUCAUUUUUUAGAAACCCUCCAAGAGCACAUGAUCUUCUUGUAUAGAGAUAAGACAUCAAGCAGCAGCCUUUUUUCUCAGUCAUGGACGGCAGAGAGAAGAGAGCGCUUCACUUCUUGAUCUUCGCUGCUUAUCUCGUGGUCUCAUCUUCACCUUCUGCAGGUCUGAUCAGAUUAGCUGUAAAUGGAUCCACUCAGUGCUCUGGAAGAGUUGAAAUCUAUAACUCUUACUCUUACCCUUACUAUUCCUGGGGAACAGUGUGUGAUGAUGGCUGGGACUUAAAAGAUGCUGAGGUGGUCUGUAGAGAGCAGAGCUAUGGGAUAGCUCUGGAGGCUCUUGGGUCUGCUUACUUUGGUCAAGGUACAGGAACUUUCUUGCACAGUAAUGUGGACUGUUCAGGAAGUGAAACUUCUCUAGACAAUUGUAGGUACAGCAGCUAUAUUAGUUAUUACUGUCACCAUGGUCGGGAUGCUGGCGUCGUCUGUUCAGGUAAGAAAACUUUUCUAUAAUGUUUAUGGUCUUAUCACUUUACAAUAACUGUUUUUUUUCAUGUACUUGUCAAUACUUAGAUUCUAGUUAGUUCUCAUUCCAUCAUAUUUUACUUUCCCUGAAAAUAUGUUCAAAUGAAUUAAACAAACAAAUUUAGGUGUUUGUUUCAUUACACUCACUUUGUCUGUUGAACAUGUCUGCAGCUUAAUGCAUAUUUAAUGAGAUAACUGAUUUGCAUAGUUUAAAGAUUCCAUGUUAACCUGUUUCUUACUGAAAAAAUGUUUUAAUAAUAUUUUCCAAUUAAAAAAUGUAAAUACAUAUCUUUAACGGUGAUUUUAUUUAAUUAGACAAACAGAAUUUUCCACUUCAGCAGCAAUUAGACACACCAAACUUUCUGAUGUUCUGACCUUUAUUUUGAAGGCUUGUGAAGAACUUUGAGCUCAGACGUCACUUAAAGCCUAAUUUACAGACUUUUCAUCUUGAAAAAGCGUGUUACCGUAAAGAUCCUAAAAAUGUGACUGUUGACAGUAUUUUCUAAUUCAUGCAAUGUUUAGAAAAAGUCAUUUUUCUUUUUAGACAGCAUUACAAUAUGUGCAGCGCA